Molecule: messenger RNA, 3357 nt
Organism: Cucumis melo (muskmelon)
Lineage: Eukaryota; Viridiplantae; Streptophyta; Magnoliopsida; Cucurbitales; Cucurbitaceae
Product: receptor-like protein 6
Exons: 2
Coding region: 125-3256 (1043 amino acids)
Molecular function (GO): protein binding
Source: RefSeq, a predicted model, not a curated record
AUUGAAACAUCCCUAAUCCAUGAAGAAAACUCUCUUUAGUCUGGCCAUAACAAUUCUCCAACUAUUUAAAGGGUAAAUAGCUCACAGCAGAUUUUGUGUAAACCAUUACAUAUCCUCCAUUAGCAUGGCAUUGUCGUUGUAUGAAUUAAAAGUAGUGUGCAACUUCUUUCUUCUCUUUCUUUUCCUCUGUAACUUAGUUGUAAAUUCCCAUCAUCAUGAUCAUGUGUGUGAUCCUAAACAAAGCUCUAAAUUGCUUGAAUUCAAGAAUGCCUUUUCCUUGGAGACGACAUGGCCAUCAACGUUUUGCAGUGGGUCGUCUCCACCAACAACCACAUGGAAUGAGAGCACGGAUUGUUGUUUAUGGGACGGCGUGGAGUGCGACGACGAAGGACGAGGCCACGUGGUUGGUCUUCAUCUUGGCUGCAGUUUGCUCCAAGGAACUCUUCAUCCUAACAACACCCUUUUCACUCUCUCCCACAUCCGAACUUUGAAUCUUUCUUAUAACUAUUUGGAUGGAUCUCCAUUUGCACCUCAAUUUGGAAUGCUUACAAACCUGAGGGUUCUGGAUCUUUCUCGGUCUUUCUUCCAAGGGAACGUUCCUUUGCAAAUAUCACACUUAUCUAACUUGGUUUCACUUCAUCUUUCUUAUAAUUACCGUCUCAGUGUUUCAAACCUGGUUAUGAAUCAACUUGUUCACAACCUAACCAAUCUAAAAGAUCUUGGACUUGCUUACACAAAUCUUUCUGACAUCACACCCUCUUCGAAUUUCAUGAAUUUCUCUCUCUCUUUAGAAUCUCUGGAUGUUUCUGCAUCUAUGUUGUCUGGGUAUUUUCCCGACUACAUUUUAAGUCUUACAAAUUUUCGUGUGUUAAACCUUUAUUAUAACUCUGAGUUGAAUGGAAAUCUGCCCAGGUCUAAUUGGAGUAAAUCCCUCCAAAUUUUGGAUCUUUCUCAAACUAAUUUUUCAGGAGGGAUUCCCAACUCCAUUAGUGAAGCCAAAGUCUUGAGUUACUUAGACCUUAGUGACUGCAACUUCAAUGGUGAAAUUCCUAAUUUUGAAAUUCAUUCUAAUCCUUUGAUCAUGGAUCAAUUAGUACCCAAUUGUGUUUUGAAUCUCACCCAAACACCUUCUUCUUCUACUUCAUUUGCAAAUGUUUGUUCAAAUAUACUAUUUCCAAAUCUUGUUUAUUUGAGUUUGGAAUAUAACUCAUUCGUUGCGGCCAUACCCUCCUGGAUAUAUUCAUUGCCUAAGGUAAGAUAUUUGAGUCUAAGUAACAACAAUUUCUCUAGUAAUUUCAUGAAGGAUUUUCAAUCCAACUCAUUAAGGAUUCUUGAUUUCAGUUAUAACAAUUUACAAGGUGAAAUCUCAAAGUCUAUUUAUAGGCAACUCAAUCUCACAUACUUAGGAUUGGAGAACAAUAAUUUAAGUGGUGUUUUGAAUUUGGAUAUGUUGUUGAGCAUCACAAGGCUACAUGACCUUUCCGUUUCCAAUAAUAGACAACUUUCAAUACUAUCAACCAACGUUACCUCCUCAAAUCUUACAUCCAUUAGAAUGAGAUCCCUCAAUUUAGAAAAAAUUCCCCACUUUUUGAGAUAUCAUAAGAAGUUGGAAUUUGUAGAUCUUUCAAACAAUCAAAUUGUAGGAAAAAUUCCUGAUUGGUUUUCUGAAGUGAGUGGUUUGAAUGAACUGUUUCUAUCUCAUAACUUUUUGUUCACGGGAAUAGAGGUGCUCCAUGCCAUGCCUAAUCUAACGACAGUCGAUCUUAGUUUUAACUUGUUCAAUAAGCUACCUGUUCCCAUAUUGCUACCAUCAAUAAUAGAAACGUUUAGUGUUUCUCAUAAUGAGGUUAGUGGAAAUAUUCAUUCUUCAAUCUGCCAAGCUACCAGCCUUAGUUAUCUUGAUUUGUCCUUUAACAGCUUCAGUGGUGAACUUCCAUCUUGUCUCUCCAACAUGACUAAUCUACAAACUUUGAUAUUGAAAAGUAACAACUUUGCUGGACCUAUUCCCAUGCCUGCACCAAGUAUUUCAUUCUAUAUUGCUUCAGAAAAUCAGUUUAUUGGAGAGAUCCCUCUGUCAAUUUGCCUUGCACUUCGCCUCAGAAUCCUCAGUAUUUCAAAUAAUCGCAUGAGUGGAACAAUUCCACCAUGUCUUGCAAACAUCACCUCACUUGAAAUUUUGGAUUUAAAAAACAACAACUUUAGUGGCACAAUUCCGACAUUUUUUUCGACAGGAUGUCAACUGAACAGACUUGAUUUGAACAACAACCAAAUAGAAGGAGAAUUGCCACAAUCAUUGUUGAACUGUGAAAAUCUUCAAGUUUUGGAUCUCGGAAAAAACAACAUCACAGGUCAUUUUCCUUAUUGGUUAAAAUCUGCUUUGUAUUUGCAAGUUAUCAUCCUUCGAUCCAAUCAAUUUUAUGGUCGUAUCAACAAUACCUUCAAUAAGGACUCUUUCUCAAACCUACGAAUCAUCGAUCUCUCUCACAAUAAUUUUGAUGGACCAUUACCUUCAAAUUUUAUAAAGAACAUGAGAGCCAUCAAGGAAGAGGGAAACAAACGUUCCAACUCUUUUCAAGAUCCGGCAGUUCGCAUUUACUACCAGGACUCAAUUGUGAUAUCAUCAAAAGGAACAGAACAGAAAUUUGAAAGAAUUCUUUUGAUAUUGAAAACCAUUGACUUGUCCAGUAAUGAUUUUAGUGGAGAGAUACCAAAGGAAAUUGGAAUGUUGAGGUCUCUAAUAGGUUUGAACCUUUCUCACAAUAAGCUGAUAGGUAGGAUUCCUACAUCAAUUGGCAAUUUGAACAAUCUGGAAUGGUUGGAUCUUUCUUCAAAUCAAUUGUUUGGUAGCAUUCCUCCUCAGUUGGUUGCUCUUACAUUUCUCUCAUAUUUGAAUCUCUCACAAAAUCAGCUGUCAGGAUCAAUUCCUGAAGGCAAACAAUUUGAUACUUUUGAGAGUUCAUCCUAUUUGGGAAAUCUUGGACUUUGUGGGAAUCCUCUACCAAAAUGUGAACAUCCCAAUGACCAUAAAUCUCAAGUGCCACAUGAAGAAGAAGAAGGUGAGAGUUCGGAAAAAGGAAUUUGGGUGAAAGCUGUGUUUAUUGGAUAUGGAUGUGGGAUCAUAUUUGGAGUUCUUAUUGGAUAUCUUGUUUUUCAUUAUGGGAAACCUGUGUGGAUUGUGGCAAAAGUGGAAGGCAAAAGAUCUCAAAAGAUCCAAACAUCUAGGAACUCUAGGAGUUCUAGGAAAAGAUGUAAUUAGGGUUUGUUUUCUUAAAUUUAUGAAAAAAAAAAAUUUAAGUGCUAGGAGUUCAAAAUCCAAUGAAGAAGGUGUAAGUAAUAUGUGCCCUCCUAUUUGAGAUC